This is a messenger RNA of Anopheles maculipalpis, 786 nucleotides long. RefSeq lists its product as uncharacterized. Bases 57 to 740 code for a protein of 227 amino acids. NCBI's taxonomy places the organism in Eukaryota, Metazoa, Arthropoda, Insecta, Diptera, Culicidae. The record is from RefSeq and is a predicted model, not a curated record. The transcript is spliced from 3 exons.
AACAUUGUAUAAUCGUGUGCGGUUUUGCAGCUGAAUUUGUUGAUGGUCACAAGAAAAUGUUCCAUCACCGGCAUAUCCACGGAGUUGCAUCGCUUGCACGCAAUUUCAGCCGCAUCACACUGAAAGAACCACCAUCACGGAAUGUGGCUUUACCGAUCGUUGCUGCCGUGCAACAGCUGACACCAAAUAGACACACAACCGAUGGCUUCCUUCCCAUUCGUCCUAUACAGUUGCGCUCCUCGGUAGGCAACUUCGAGAUAGGCAAUAAUGUAAGAAGAAAUCCACUGUUCCCAUUGAAGGAAAUCAUCGACAUUCCGCUCGUUUCGCGCAUUAUCGAGAGCCCGGUACAGCGUCCCGAUGCGAUAGGACCGAUCGGAGACAAUCUAGCGAUAAUACCAUCGCUAGAGCUACCCACAGAAUCGACCGGGAAAGAUGAAAAUGGAAAACAAGCGGCCCGGUUAAUCGUCAUCCGAAGGCGUAAAAUGCGUAAGCACAAGCUGCGUAAGCUUCGCAAACGCAUGAAGUUCGAAUGGUUAAAGAUCCGACAAAGAAGAGAACUGAAGAAGGAAAAACUCUUCCAGGCAGAAUUAUUGGGACAGAUAAGGGAGGCGGAAAAGUUUUCUGCCGAAGCGUACGUGGCCAGCAAGCUGCGACAAGCAACGGAUGUGCCAUUGCCGCGCUUCUGGAAGGGUAAACGGUUGCCACAGUUCAUCAUUAAGCAAAAGUUGGGAAUGGAGUAGAAGUAGUUGUUUGCUGGUGUUACAGUGAAUAAAGUAUUUUAUGCGU